GAGAGAGAGAGAGAGGGAGGGAGGGAGAGAGCGCCGGAGAGAGGCACGCACAACUAACUCACUCAUUCCAGUGCGCGCACACGCAAGCCACAAUGGGGACGAGAGAGUGGGCUCUCCGCUAGACAGCCACUAAGUGCUGCCCCAGAGAGGGACCGCGGUCGAGGGAGGUAACGGAGACACACAGCGAGCGAGAGAGAGAGAGUGAGAGAGUGAGAGAGAGAGAGAGAGAGAGAGAGAGAGAGAGAGAGAGAGAGAGAGAGAUAGAGAGAGAGAGAGACAGAGACAGAGGGACAAUCGGGGAAAGACGGAGCGAGCAGGGAAGGAUAAUGUGGAUUGCACCGGGAGUCGUGAAUGUCGUUGGGCUUUCUGGAGCCGUCGUGUUGUUUCAGGGGAGGCAGAGCAGGAGAUACAAAAUGGCCGCCGCGAUGAACUUCCCUGCAUGGUAACGCCGCACGAAAGAGGGCCCUUCCCCACUCGGUUCUACCAACCCGGGACGACUCCACGAUGUAAAUGAGUCCAGCCUUCUCCUUCGCCCUCUCUUCCCCCUCGUCCUGCCUCUGCGACGACCUUCCUCAGCGACCAUGAGACAAAGGAUAGGCUCCGCCCACUCCCCUCCUUUCCCCAUUUGGAUUUAGGGAGUUUUUUGGUGUGCCCACCACCACCUCCACCUUUACCUCCACCACCUCCACCUCCACCAGCACCGCCCGGCCCCGGCCCGAGGCUACAGCAGUGGCUAGUGGCAGCGGUCCCACCAGCGUCGGUGGCAGGGUGGAGAUCUACGGAGGUUAACUACGAGGAGCCUAGGCGAGCACCAUGAGGAUAGCUAGCAGCUCCCGGGGAUACCUGCCGCCCUUUCUGGUGUGCCUCUGUUUCAUCCAGAGGUGCUACGGGGCCAGUCACCACCACCCCCCGCCCGCCAAGGUGCCCUCCAGGAACGGGACGCGGCUGGCCAACGGGCAGACGGAGGUGCACCACAGACCCAAGCGCGGAUGGAUCUGGAACCAGUUCUUUGUUUUAGAAGAACACAUAGGGCCGGAGUCGCAGUACGUGGGAAAGCUCCACUCCAACUCAGACAAAGGCGACGGCUCCGUCAGGUAUAUCUUGAGCGGCGAAGGCGCGGGGACUAUUUUUAUCAUCGACGAAGUCACGGGAGAUAUUCACGCUGCGAAGAGCCUGGAUCGGGAGAGGAAGUCGCACUACGUUCUCCACGCUCAGGCUCUGGACCGCUACACGGAGGAAGCGCUGGAACCAAAAUCGGAAUUCAUCAUCAAAGUACAAGACAUCAAUGACAAUGCCCCCAAAUUUCCAGAAGGACCCUUUGUAGUGUCGGUGCCGGAGAUGUCUGAAGUGGGGACCUCGGUGAUUCAGAUAACGGCCACCGACGCAGACGACCCCACCUACGGCAACAGCGCCCGGAUCGUCUACAGUAUCCUACAGGGACAGCCAUACUUCUCCGUCGACCCCAAGACAGACAACCCCAGCCUCCUGAGUCAGGUUGCCGUGACGACGCAGGUCCUGGACGUCAACGACAACGCCCCGGAGGUCGACACGGACGAGGAGGUCAUCGUGUGUGAGAGCUCACGGCCGGGACAGGUGAUCCAGACGAUCGCGGCAGUGGACAAGGACGACUUCGCCAACGGGCAGCGGUUCUCCUUCGCGCUGCCCAGCCAGCUCCCGCCCAACCCCAACUUCACCCUCAAGGACAACGAAGACAGCACAGCUAGCAUCGUCGCGCGCCGCCGCCGCUUCAGCCACCUGACCCAGGAGCUGUACCACCUGGCCGUGGUGGUGUGGGACGGCGGCGAGCCCGUGCUCAGCGGCACCAGCACCCUGACCCUACGCGUGUGCCCGUGCCGCGGCCAGGGCCGCGCCCGCACCUGCCAGGGGGAGGCCUUCCUGACGGCCGCCGGACUCAGCACCGGCGCCCUGGUGGCCAUCCUGCUGUGUGUCGCCAUACUGCUGGCCAUCGUGGUGCUCUUCAUCACGCUGCGCCGCAGCAAGAAGGAGCCACUCAUCUUCUCCGAGGAGGACGUGCGGGAGAACGUGGUAACCUACGACGACGAGGGUGGCGGCGAGGAGGACACGGAGGCCUUCGACAUCGCCGCGCUGCGCAACCCCGCCGGCGCCGAGGAGCUCAAGUUCCGGCGGGACGUCCGGCCCGAGUCCCGGCAGCGGCACCGCCGCCGCCACCGCCGGCACCGGCCGCCGCCGCGGGAGGGGGGCGCGGCCCGCGGGGGCGGCCUCUCGCGGGAGGAGGAGGAGGAGGAGGAGGAGCGGGAGGAGCGGGAGCGGGAGGAGCAGCGGCUGGACGCGGCCGACGUGCACGAGUUCAUCAAACAGAAACUGGUGGAGGCGGACCUGGACGCCAGCGUGCCGCCGUACGACUCGCUGCAGACCUACGCCUACGAGGGCGGGGGCUCGCCGGCGGGCUCCAUCAGCUCGCUGGACUCCCCCGCCGGGGCCCGCUCGGGGGAGGGCGAGUGCCACCUGCUGGACGACUGGGGGCCCGCGUUCCAGGCGCUGGCGGGGCUGUGCGGAGAGGCGAGGGCGGAGGCGGAGGCGGUAGCAGCGGCGGCGGCGUCAGAAGAAGAGUUGGUAACGAACGGGGAAGAACUCCCAGCCCUGCCUAUUUGACUCUCCCCCCCCCCCCCCCCCCCCCCCUCCCACUCUCCACUGCCCUCCUCCUGCCUCCGUUCAAACCAAAUGCGUCCCAAAAAAAUUAUAUUAAACAAUUUCUUUCGGGACUCGAAAAGGGAAUAAUGGAAACUAUAUGAACAAGAACGUCAGGAACGUGAGGAACGUCAGAUUUGGGAAAACGCUCCCGUUGUUCGCCUUUCCACGCCGUCCGAACUGAACUGACUGGCCUCCAGUGUUUUCUUCUCUCCGUGUUGUUGCUUUGGAUCAUGGAAGGUGUUUGUCGGGAAAGGACUAACUCAAAUUUUAUGAUAAUGAAAAAGCAACAAUAAGGCAAAAAAGGGGGAAAUGAUAUUUUCCUUGGUGUAUAUUUUUUAUUGCUCAAUAAAACCCUGAAAUCCAUAUGAGUGGAUGUAUGUGA
Messenger RNA from Gadus morhua (Atlantic cod), 3055 nucleotides. Its product is annotated as cadherin-18. The record is from RefSeq and is a predicted model, not a curated record. Gene Ontology annotation, cellular component: plasma membrane; catenin complex; adherens junction. Gene Ontology annotation, molecular function: beta-catenin binding; cadherin binding; calcium ion binding. Lineage: Eukaryota; Metazoa; Chordata; Actinopteri; Gadiformes; Gadidae. Gene Ontology annotation, biological process: cell-cell junction assembly; homophilic cell-cell adhesion; multicellular organism development.